This is a messenger RNA of Cucumis sativus (cucumber), 1145 nucleotides long. RefSeq names its product peroxidase 51. Bases 18 to 998 code for a protein of 326 amino acids. Gene Ontology annotation, biological process: response to oxidative stress; hydrogen peroxide catabolic process. Gene Ontology annotation, molecular function: peroxidase activity; heme binding. The record is from RefSeq and is a predicted model, not a curated record. Lineage: Eukaryota; Viridiplantae; Streptophyta; Magnoliopsida; Cucurbitales; Cucurbitaceae. The transcript is spliced from 3 exons.
CUUCACAUUUUAUAUUAAUGGCAGGCAUGGCAAUGCGAGUGGCGGUGUUGUCUUUGGCUCUGCUUUGCAUGCUCAUUGGCGUUGUCCAUGCGCAGCUCUCCUUCAACUUCUACAAUUCCUCCUGCCCAAAUGUCGAACAAAUCGUUCGCCAAGCCGUAAGCUUAAAGAUUAACCAAACAUUCGUUACCAUUCCAGCAACUCUUAGGCUUUUCUUCCAUGACUGCUUUGUUCAGGGAUGUGAUGCUUCGGUUAUGAUAGCGUCCGCAAGUGGUGAUGCUGAAAAAGACUCAGAGGACAACUUGUCGUUGGCAGGAGAUGGGUUUGAUACUGUGAUUAAGGCGAAGCAGGCUGUGGAAGCUCAAUGUCCUGGAAAAGUAUCGUGUGCAGAUAUUUUGGCCAUUGCUGCAAGGGAUGUCGUGGUUUUGGCGGGAGGACAAAAUUUUGCUGUGGAAUUAGGACGACGAGAUGGGCUAAUCUCAAAAGCCUCAUUGGUAGCUGGAAACUUACCGGGACCAAACUUCAACCUAAGCCAACUAAACACAAUGUUUGCCAAAAAUAACCUAACCCAAACCAACAUGAUCGCAUUAUCAGGAGCCCACACGGUUGGGUUCUCACACUGCAGCCGUUUCGCGAACCGUCUCUACAACUUCUCAGCCACUUCCAAAGUAGACCCUUCUCUGGAUCCGAAGUACGCCAAGCAGCUCAUGGGCGCAUGCCCACAAGACGUGGACCCUAGAAUCGCUGUGAACAUGGACCCAGUAACCCCAAGGAAAAUGGACAACGUGUAUUACCAAAAUCUUGUGAACCAUAAGGGGCUUUUCACGUCGGACCAAGUGCUGUAUACGGAUCCAUUGUCGCAAGCCACCGUGAGUGGGUUUGCGAAUGAUCGCAGUGGGUUCAAUAAUGCGUUUGGAGAGGCUAUGGUUCAGCUUGGGAGAGUGGGGGUUAAGACGGGGGCUGCGGGUGAGAUUAGAAAAGAUUGUACUGCCUUUAAUUAAUAUAUGCUUCAUAGGUUCAUAUCUUUUCUAUUUCUCAACUAUUAUGUGUGUAUUACUUACUUGGAGGUUGUAAUUUCUCUACAACCAAACCUCAAGUAUUGUCAAGGAAGGCUUAUUGAAUUACAUGAGUGAUUUUUCAAAAAAUAA